AUGGAUAUCUUGUUGAAAUUAAAUCGACGAGUUACACGCUAUCUUAAACGAGCUAUCAUGGGAUCAACAUUUUUUUUUACAGAUGAACAAGAAAUUAACCGUCGAAGUAGUAUUGCUGGAGCUUCUUAUAAUUUAAUAAAUUCAAUUGUUGGAUCAGGUGUUAUUGGUAUGAGCUAUGCAUUCCGACAGUCAGGUUAUUUAGCUGGACUUGUAUUACUUGGUAUAGUCGCGAUUUUAACUGAUUAUUCAACUACAAUUUUACUUCGUUCAGGUCAGUUAGCAAAAGUAACAACAUAUCAAGAACUUGUUUAUAAUGUUCUUGGUAAAUUCGGUUUUAUAUGGCUUUCAUUAGUUCAAUUUCUUUAUCCAUUUAUCUGUCUUAUUUCAUAUAAUAUUAUCAUCGGUGAUACAGUAACUAAAGUUCUUCAUCGUUUAUGGCCAACAAUACCUUAUAUAUUUCAAGAUCGUUAUACAAUUAUUUUUCUUUGUUCUCUUUUUGUUACUUUACCAUUAUCACUUUAUCGAAAUAUUGCUAAAUUAUCUCAGAUAUCACUUGCUGGUCUUAUUCUUGUUGUAACAACAGUAUUAAUAUUGAUAAAACGUGGUUCUGAUACGAUACCAUAUAUAUCACAAGAAACUCGUAAUCUUCGUAUGAUAAAUACAAAUAUUGCUGAAAGUAUUGGUGUUAUGGCAUUUGCUUUUAUGUGUCAACAUAAUUCAUUUCUUAUAUUUCAUUCAAUGACUGAAAAAACUCUACCACGAUGGCGAGUUGUAACAUUAAUUACCACUACAAUUGCAUUUGCUUUUGCUAUUACAUAUGCUCUUACAGGUUAUAUUGUCUUUGGUCAACGAACUGAAGGUGAUCUUUUGGAAAAUUAUUGUCAUUGGGAUACACUUAUUAAUAUUGCACGACUUAUUUAUGCUAUCAAUAUAAUGUUGACAUUUCCAUUAGAAUGUCUUGUUUGCCGUCAAGUAAUCGAAAUUUUGUGUAGUCAAUGGAUAAAUUUCAAUUCAGAUCGUAGUCAUUAUAUUCUUACAAUUUUUAUUGUUACUGCUAGUGUAUUACUAUCAUUAGCUACAGAUUGUCUUGGAAUUGUUCUCGAAUUAAAUGGAUUAUUAGUUGCAUCAUCUCUUGCAUAUAUUUUACCAGCAUUAUGUUAUUUAAAAUUAAAACCACAUUCAUCACAAUUUUCACUCGAUAAUAUUGCACCAUAUAUUAUAUUAAUUAUUGGUAUAUUACUAACCAUAUCUGGUUUUGUUCUUCCAUUACGACAUGCAUUGCAAGAAGGUUAUUAUUGUCAACAUGGUAUUGAACCUCGUUAUUGUACACGAAUGUUUCCACGAGUAACAAAUUAUACAAAACAUGGAAAAAAAACUCUUCAUUUUCUUUCAUCACUUCAUACAUAA
Molecule: messenger RNA, 1407 nt
Organism: Adineta steineri
Lineage: Eukaryota; Metazoa; Rotifera; Eurotatoria; Adinetida; Adinetidae
Source: the annotation of a GenBank genome assembly